Messenger RNA from Westerdykella ornata, 3243 nucleotides. RefSeq names its product ARM repeat-containing protein. Gene Ontology annotation, molecular function: small GTPase binding; nuclear import signal receptor activity. NCBI's taxonomy places the organism in Eukaryota, Fungi, Ascomycota, Dothideomycetes, Pleosporales, Sporormiaceae. Bases 323 to 3067 code for a protein of 914 amino acids. Gene Ontology annotation, cellular component: cytoplasm; nucleus. The record is from RefSeq and is a predicted model, not a curated record. The transcript has 3 exons. Gene Ontology annotation, biological process: protein import into nucleus.
UCGCUCCGUUGCUACUCCGUUUUUGCGCUCCCCGCCGCCAUUGCUGGUGCCCCUCCUGCUGCUGCACCCAUCCGCCUUGGGCGUCAUUGGCAGUAGCAAACACUCCACACCCACACACGCGCGCCCACCGCAUCCGCCCACUCCCCACGACACUUCGCUGACCUCGUUCCGGCUGCGAAGAUGACUGUCUUUUCGUAAGACUGGCCGCUAUAUCAUACCGCGAGACUCGCAAUCGCACAUCGUGUCCGGAGCCGCUCCUCACCCACCCAAACUCACGAAUCCUACUCCCCCUACCCCUCCCGUCUCUCCCUCAUAGCCGACCAUGGCCUGGCAACCGCCCGAGGAGCCCUUGCGGCAACUCAUCCAAUGUCUUGCCGACUCCCUCAGUGGCCAUGACCACAACGUGCGGAGAAAUGCAGAAGUAAUGCUGAAGCAAGCCAAAGCUGCCCCAGAAUUCGACAUGUAUUUGGCCUACAUCUUCUCGACUUCCCAGCCACCCCAGGGCGCCAGCAUAGACGCCCCAAGGUACUUUCAGGCUCGAGCCGCCGCCGCCGUCAUGCUGAAGAACGACGUGAGAACACAUUACAAACAAAUGCACGACACCACCAAGGCAUACGUCCGCUCCGUCAUCUUCGACAGCCUGCGCGACCAGAAUGCUCAGAUGCGCGGCCAUGCUGGUAAUGUGAUUACGGAGAUGGUGCGACAAGGAGGCAUAAUGGGGUGGCCACAGGUCUUGUCCAACCUGAUAUCUCUAAUCAGCAACUCAAGCGGCGACGUUACAUCGCAAGCUCAAGAGGGUGGGAUGAGUGCGCUUUUGAAGAUAUGUGAAGACAACAGAAAGGCUCUCGAUAAGGUCUACCAGGGUGAGCGGCCGUUGAGCUUCUUAUUCCCCAAACUGCUCGAGUUCACCGCGAGCCCCUCGCCCAAGGUGCGUGGUGACGCACUUGCAGCCAUCAACAUCUUCAUCCCAGAGAAACCCUCGGCCGUCAUGUCAUACCUGGACCAGCUAAUGCUCCAACUCUUUCAACUCGCCGGUGAUCAGAGCGAAGAGGUUCGGAAGCAUGUAUGUCGCGCGUUUGUGCACAUUGCAGAUAUCGCCCCCGAACAAAUCAUCCCACAUAUGGCUGGCUUGGUUGACUAUAUGGUCGCCCAACAAAAGAACCCGAACAACGAGGACCUGGCUCUGGAUGCGGCGGAAUUCUGGCUCUGUGUCAGCGAACACGAAAAGCUGCGAGAUUCGCUAGGCCCGCAUCUGGGAAAGAUUGUUCCCGUUUUGCUCGAGAGCAUGGUCUACAGCGAAGACGACAUUUUGCGCCUCGAAGGGGAAAAGGAAGACGCCGAGGAAGAAGACCGCGAGCAGGACAUCAAGCCAACCUUUGCCACAUCCAAAUCCGCCAGGGCCACAAACGCCAACGGGAAUGACACCACGCCGAAUCCGAAUGGUGCCGGCGGCGGAUCGUCUGCCUUUGGUUUUGAGGAUGAUGACCUGAGUGAGGGCGAGAUCUACGAAUCAGACGAAGAGUAUGGAGACCCAGAAGAGCAAUGGAAUCUUCGCAAGUGCUCAGCCGCUGCCCUUGACGUUCUGGCAUCCGUUUUCCACGAGCAGGUCUUUAACAACACCCUCCCGUACCUCACUACCAACCUCAGUCACGCCGAAUGGCCGAAUAGAGAAGCCGCGGUCCUCGCAUUAGGUGCCAUUGCAGAAGGCUGCAUGGACGUCGUCAAGCCACAUCUCCCCAUGCUUACCCCGUACCUCAUAUCGCUGUUGGAUGAUUCGGAGCCGGUGGUUCGCAUCAUCACAUGCUGGUCGCUCGGUCGCUAUUCCGCCUGGGCAUCUCAUUUGGACGCUGCCGGCAAGGAGCAGUUUUUCGUACCAAUGAUGGACGGCAUCCUGAAGAGAAUGCUGGACCCUAACAAGCGAGUGCAGGAGGCGGCCGCUUCCGCAUUCGCAAACUUGGAAGAGAAGGCAAACACCCAGCUGAAACAGUACUGCCCCGUCAUUGUCCAGCAAUUCGUCCAGUGUUUCGCCAGGUACAAGGAUCGGAACAUGUUCAUCCUUUACGACUGCGUGCAAACGCUCGCCGAGCAUGUGGGGCCCGCCCUUGCACAAGAGGAGCUGGUCAAUAUGCUCAUGCCGGCCCUCAUCCAACGGUGGGGCAAGGUCUCCGAUCAAUCGAGAGAGAUGUUCCCUCUGUUGGAGUGCCUCUCGUAUGUUGCUACGGCACUUGGUCCCAUGUUCUCCAGCUACGCACCGGACAUCUUCAAGCGAUGCAUCAACAUCAUCCACCGCAACCUCGAAGAAUCGAUGCAGGCGGCACAGAAUGAAGCGUUCGAGGUGCCAGACAAGGACUUCUUGGUGACGAGUCUCGACUUGCUUAGUGCAAUCAUCCAGGCAUUGGAGCCUCGUUCAAGUGCUCAACUGGUGGCGGGCGAGCCAAACUUCUUCCAGAUGCUUGCUGUCUGUAUGCAGGACUCAAGCAACGACGUGAGACAGUCAGCAUACGCGCUCCUCGGGGACUGCGCUAUAUACGUUUUCGCACAGCUGCAACCACACCUGUCUCCGAUCCUAGACAUCCUGAUAAAUCAGCUGGAGCUCUCCCAGGUCAGGAAGGAUGGGCUGGAGACCGGCUAUUCAGUCAUUAACAAUGCCUGUUGGUCGGUUGGGGAGAUUGCGAUGAGGCAAAAUGAGGGUAUGCAGCCGUACGUCGACAGACUCCUCCAAAAGAUUGCCAUCAUCCUGUUCGAUGAGGGUGUCCCGCAAUCGUUGAAUGAGAACGCAGCAAUUGCGUUGGGAAGGCUGGGACUAGGAUGCGCUUCCCACCUCGCGGUGCAUCUAGCGCAGAUUGCGCCGCCCUUUCUGCGGGCUAUCAGACAUGUGUCGUGGACAGACGAGAAGGGGCAUGCUCUCACCGGAUUCAUGCAGAUUAUACUCGCAAAUCCCCAGGCGAUGGAACAGAGCCUCCUCGACUUCUUCUGCGAAAUGGCUCGAGCUGAUGUCAGUGCGGUCAAGGGACCGGGCGAACAGAAGGUGCUUCGAGAGACGUUCCAACGGGUGAGUGCAGCAUGACGUUGGAGAGACUUGGGCGAGGCUAAGAGAAAUCUAGGUGAUUCAGCAGUACAAGGGCAUGAUACCGGACUUUGACGGGUUCCUAGGCAAUCUACCACCGACGGACCAAGCACAAUUCCGUGAACUGUACCUCGUAUGAGUAAGCUAUCGGGAACUGUUAGAUCCGCGACGUAUGG